UAACACUAGUACCGUAGUCUGUAAGCAAGUACACAUCAUAAUAUAAUUUUCCUCUGUGAUUCACAACUGCGAGACUAUAAUUAUUAACUGUAAAAAAACUAUAUUUAGGCAACCGAGAUAGUUUAAUUGAAACACUUUAUAAGUUACUUUAAUUUAUUGAUAUGGUGAACUUCUUAGAUAUUAAGUAUGGUUUGUUUUUCAUGACGUUUCUGUUCGUCAACUGGAUUGAAUGUGAAAAAGUGGAAUAUGUUACUUGUGGCUCAGUUGCCAAAUUGUUUAAUUCUGAUCUUAAAGUGAGACUUCAUUCUCACGACGUUAAAUAUGGGGCUGGCAGUGGCCAGCAAUCCGUUACAGGAACAGAGUUAGCCGAAGACAUAAAUUCACAUUGGGAAAUAAAAGCAGCAACCAAAAAAAUUUGCAAAAGAGGUGAGCCAAUAAAAUGUGGGGACAUUAUCAGACUUACACAUUUGACGACAAAAAAAAAUCUUCAUUCCCAUUUAUUCAGUUCUCCUUUAUCUGGCAACCAAGAAGUCUCAGCCUAUGGCAAUAAAGGGGAAGGUGAUUCAGGAGAUCACUGGUUCGUCGAUUGUGGAGGAGAUUUUUGGGAAAGAGAUGAUGACGUACAAUUAAGACAUGUAGACACUGGAGCGUAUUUAAUGGCUUCCAGUUUGUCAUACGGACGACCCAUUAGCGGUCAAAGAGAAAUUGCUGCUGUCAAGAACCCUGGGCCAUUCUCUACACAUUGGCGUGUUAAGGAAGGAAUUUUUAUUCAUACAGACGAACCAGUUGACUUUCAUUCAGAUUUCCACUCCGAGCUGUAAAAUAUCUUUACAGAGUAUUUUUCCUAAUUAUACAUAUAUAUAUAUAUAUAUAUAUAUAUAUAUAUGUAUGUCUGUAUAUUUAUUAGACCAAAAUGGUUAUGACUUGGAUAACCAUUCCUUUUUUUGUGUCGUGUAUGUAUAAGGUUUUUCUUUUAUUUCAAUAAUAAUAAUAAUGGUAAAAUUAUUAGAGAGGGGAAAAUAUUAAGAACUAUUUGUUUAUCAUUUAUAUUUAUUAUCACAUACAAUAUAAUCCUUGUAC
Messenger RNA from Adelges cooleyi (spruce gall adelgid), 1080 nucleotides. RefSeq names its product stromal cell-derived factor 2. The transcript has 4 exons. The record is from RefSeq and is a predicted model, not a curated record. Lineage: Eukaryota; Metazoa; Arthropoda; Insecta; Hemiptera; Adelgidae. The coding region runs from base 162 to 821 and encodes 219 amino acids.